CCCCAUGGAGCAGAUACACAAAACAAGUGCAGCAUGAGGACGCUAACUUUAAUAAUGAUCAUCUUUACAAUAACCCAGGUUGGGGCUCAGGAGAUUGGCUCCCCAUUAAACAAGAUACGGCAAAAACGAUCAUGGGUUGUGGACAUAUUUACUAUAAAACGAGGCUUCGUAGGACUCGUCGGAGAUCUGACUUUUUAUGUGAAAAUUGUGGAGUGCAAAAUUUACGGACCAGGCAUUGAUAAGGAACCAGUGGGUCUUUUCACGAUUGCAAAGGAAGAAAAAAAAAUGUAUGUGAAUAGGAACAUGAACUAUGACGACAGAAAAAAUUUCACGCUUAUAUUUGAAUGUGCUAAUCUAAGACAUGUGUACGAAAGGCUUGCAGUGGAAAUUCAGAUAGAGGAGGUGCAUGAGCCGUAUUUUAGUAAGGGUACUUAUGUUAUCAACGCAGAGGAAACAAUGAUGCAAGGUACAAAUUUGUUAACAUUGCAUGCACCCAACGAACAAGUCAGUGCAAAUUUAAUUUUCAAUGUUAAAGUUACCCCAAACCCUCAUAGUGUUAUGUUUGCUAUUAAUGAAAAACGAGAAAUUUCAUUUCAUGGAUGUCUGGAUUACGAGGAAAAUACGAAAUACACUGUAGUGGUUGAAGCAAAAGACCAAGGAUAUGGUAACACACGUUCAAGCACAGCCACAGUGAUAAUCAACGUUAUUGACAAAAAUGACCAAAAACCUAUAAUUACAGGCAAAAGGGGCAGUGGACAGGUAAAGGAAAGAGAAACUGGAGCUGAGGUUUACAGGAUACAGGUGUCAGAUCUGGACACUCCAGGCUCUUCAAGCUGGUUGGCCAAAUUCACACUGUAUGGUGAAAAAGCAGAGAACUUUAAUCUUAAAACAAACCCUGAUAAUAAUGAGGGAAUUUUAUAUGUUGUGAAGCCAUUAGACUUUGAGGAGACCCAGUUUCUGAACCUGACGGUUCAAGUGGAGAACGAAGAGCCAUUCUUUUCCUGUUCAGUUCGGACGAUGUACUACGGUGAUAAACUGUGGGAAGUCGAUUAUUCAAGAAACGGCACGAGCUCCGCAAAGCUUUCCUUCCCCAUCACUGUGAUAAAUGUUAACGAUCCACCAGAGUUUACGGAUCCCGUUAAACAUGUUACCGUCAUGGAAAACACACCACCUGGACGCAGUUUGUGGACAUUCACUGCAACAGAUCAUGACAAAAAUCCACCGAACACACACCGGUUCAUGAAAGGAAGAGAUAUAGAUAACUGGGUAACUAUAGACUCAAGGACAGGCAAAGUUUCCACUGCCAAAGUUUUGGACAGAGAAUCUCAGUUUGUCACGAACAGUACUUACACGGUUAUCUUGCAUGCUGUUGAUGAUGGUACGCCUCCACAGACAGGUACAGGAACACUGAUCAUCCACCUGUUAGAUGAGAAUGAUAACGCUCCAGUCUUGAAGGACAACAAGUUGACUCUUUGCUUGCCAAAACACAUGAUCAACAUCACUGCAGUAGAUCCGGACCUUCCACCUUUCAGCGCGCCGUUUACCUACGAGCUUCAAGGCGACAUGGGAACAUGGAGAAUUGAACCAGCCAUUGGAGAAACUGUAAGUCUUGUCAAAGACAGCAUGGCACCGGGCAGCUCUGAGCUUAUUCUCAAAAUAAUCGACUCCGGAGGGCUUUCCUCAUUACAAAAACUGUCAGUAACUGUACAUAACUGCUCACGUAGUGUCAGUCCAUACCUGAUACGGGCUGGGGCCGCUGGCACCUCUGUCAUAUUUUUAUGCUUUCUCCUGAUGUUAUGCAUCCUACUCAUGAUGUUCACAUGUUCAUGGGGUUCCUACAUGACGACACAACCUUUGAACGAAGAUACAAAUAGUUUUUUACGCCGUUAUAAUGAGGAAGGACCUGGAUGUGAUGUUAAGGUACCAGUACUACAAAGGCCCGUAAAUCCUCCACUUGGUAGCAUACCACGAAAGAACAACAAGAAUUCGCUUCAAUGGUAUAGCGAUCUGAACAUGAUACGGUUAUGGGAAAAUUGGGAAUUAAAUGACAAGUAUUUCUGGCAGCAGAAUGUUAUGAAAAUAAUCAGUGAUGAGUCGCUGAAUCACAUGUGGACACAUGUAAAAACUUUCAUUGAAAAGAAACUGGUGAGUCUUCAUGAACAGGAAAGGGAGCUGAAUCCAGACCUAUAUGAGUCCAGAACCACAAAUGAAAAGCCACACCCAUAUAAUGAUGAGGGUAAGCCUGGGGAGCUGGCUCAGCUGGACAGCAUUACUCCGGCAGACACUCACUUUAGUUUAGAUGAAAAUCUGGGGCCCAAAUUCCAACGACUGGCAGAAAAAUGCAGGCCAGACCUCAUGCAAGAGAGCUAUGAGGGACAAUUCUCAUUAUCUUCAUACCAUUAUCAACAUCAGUCUCAUCAUCAUCAUCAUGUUCGUCCUCUCUAAACCAGGGUCAAAAUGUCAUUGUUUUUGUGGUACAUACAGUGGUACCUCGGCAUACUAAUGCACCGCCUCACUAAUUUUCACCUUAACAAUACAUUUUGCAAGAAUUUUCGCAAGAAAUUUGCCUUAGCAUAUGAAGCAUUUUUGGCAUACGAGCAAACAAACCAAGCUGAAUGGAAUGUUUAAGUUGCUUGUCUGUCCGGGAGCCAUUUAAAACAUGUGUGCGAGCCGAGCAAAGCGAGUUGUGGAUGUUUUUUGUGCAAGAUAUAGCGAAGACAUAGCACUAUUGGCCCCAAGAAUGUUAGCAAGAAUGUUAGCAAGGAUGGUAGCAAGAAGACAACAGAGCCACUUUUUGUUUUGUUUUUAAAGCAGCCGGUGCCACAAGGAAUCAAAAGGUUAAAUGAGGUUUAAUGUCAGUUUAUUUGAUAUUUUACUUCAUUUACAUGUCUUUUUAAAAAUAUUUUUAUAUGCAAAAAUAUGAUUAUUUAGUUGAAAGUUGGUAAUAUCUUUGGGUGGCUGGAAUUAAUUAUUUACAUUUACAUUAUUUUCUGUAAGAAAAUGCACUUCACAACACACAUCUUCGCCUUAAGAACUCGGAUUAAAUUAGUAUGCCGAGGUACCGCUGUAUAUUUAAGCAGUCAGUUCCAGAAUUUUUGGCACCUUUUGUAAAGAUGGGUGCAAAAAGCAUCUUUGUGGUUAAUUAGAUCUUGCAUUUAUUUCUAAUACUGAUUAUAUUACUUGUAAUCCAUUUCAGAUUGAUGGGAGCAAAAUGGCUCACCUUUUACCAAUUUACAUGAGAGCAGGAGAGUCUAUUUAAUUUUUACUUUUGGGUGGUAUGUAGCAAACAAUCCAAGAGAGAUGGAAGGAAGUAGAACAGCAAGAAAUCCAAACUGGACAGAAGAGCAGUGUUUACUUUUAGCGUUAUAUUCAGUGUUUGGAGAAUAUUUCUUAGAAUUUCCUCACUAGGAGCAACUUUUAGGUUUAGGAAGCUUUGUAAAUACGGGCGCUGAAGUCCAACCCUUAUGAAAAAAAUGUAUUCUAAGGAAAACCUAUCAAAAGAAUAAUGAUUUUUUGUAACAUAAUGAGUUGCCAUAAAGUGAGCUGUCAUCCCAUUUGGGAAUAUAAAAAUAAAUAAAUCUCAGGGAACUUGGAGCACAUUCAGGGAACACCAUGGAUGGGAUGCCAACCCAUUGCAGGGCGGAAACACAUACUGUACUCAGACAUCCAAUGAUACAUUAAAGGCAAUUUGGAAACACCUGUGUACAUCACAUGUAUUUGAACUGUGGAGUGUACUGGAUUACCCAGAGGAACCCAGCAAACAUAGGGAGAACCAACAAACUCCAUUCAUGCAGACCAGAGGCAAGUUUCCAACCCUUAACCCUGGAGAUGUGAAGAGCUCAUCCCAACCACUAAGCCACCAAUUGUAUUAAUCUUUAUAAUUAAGCUGUGAUCUUUGGUGGGAGAGGACUUUUUUUUGUCUGUUUCCAAUUUAGUUUAACGGUUUUAAAGUUUACCAGUACUGCUGUGCUAAGUAAGAGUAGUCCAGCAUCAUUUUGUCCUUUGUCUAACUAAUGAGUGUGAUGCAGCAGCACUUUAGUCCUCCAGUCUGUCACGGCCCCUUACCUUCUCGUCUGUGCACUAUGUUCAAAACAGCAUACAGGACAUUACACGCUAAUGAUAUUAGUAUGCUAACAAUAGGCCUUGAAGUAGCUAAGCCAAGUCUCUAUCAUAACUCAGACUAACUGUCUUAUAUUGUAUCUGCACUGCAUAACAGUAUAUGACUUUGAGUCCGGAGUUUGAGCCUUCACUACUUCUAUGCUUGAUUUUUUAUCAAUAAGUUUGAUUAUCACUUGAAAACAAUGAGAGAAAAACUUGAUUCUUUAUAUUUAAUGUACUGUUACUUAACUCAUUAGCACUAAUAAUAAAAAAUGCCCUCCUGUGACAUAUCCAUAGCACAUGACGGCUAACUUCUCACAAGAUUAAUGUAAAUACAGCAACAACCACCACAUUAGCAUGAGAUUAACUAAACAGAUAACAUAUUUCAAUAUAAAUGUAUUGUGUUUGUUUUAGGAUGGAGCUUUUCUUUAAUGUCACUUUUAUGCUACUCUGUUUAAAUAAAUGUUCUACUUGUAUUGUAUUAAAUGUAGAGGUGCACAUUUAUGGCGAAUCUAAUAGCGAUGCUAUAGUAGUGCAGCUAUGUACAUCUCAGCCUGAUCAAAGUUUGUGCAGAACAUUUAUGUUUACAUUUGUCUUUUUCUAUUUGCAUUUGCAUUUCUUUGUCAUUGAAAUGCUUUGGCAGUGGUGUAGCUCAUUUGUUUUGACAAGUGUGCAUUGUAAUGGAAUUAAAAGUGUUGCUUGAAAUUUGUGACUAUAAUAAUGAGGGAUUGAUUUAUAUAAAGAAUA
Molecule: messenger RNA, 4845 nt
Organism: Clarias gariepinus (North African catfish)
Lineage: Eukaryota; Metazoa; Chordata; Actinopteri; Siluriformes; Clariidae
Product: cadherin-like protein 26
Exons: 17
Coding region: 34-2445 (803 amino acids)
Biological process (GO): multicellular organism development; calcium-dependent cell-cell adhesion; adherens junction organization
Cellular component (GO): adherens junction; plasma membrane; catenin complex
Molecular function (GO): cadherin binding; calcium ion binding
Source: RefSeq, a predicted model, not a curated record